AUGGUCAAUGUAAGACGGCCAGAUUUCAAUCACAAAAAGGGUGUGUCCCAAGUUCUGUGGGUUCCCUCUCAACCAACAGCCGGGGCAGCAAGAAGACGGCUGGGGUUGAAGGGCUGCGGGGUGAGCCACUUCCCAGACGACUUCCCCCGCCCACGCCGGGUCCAGAGCAUCAAUCAGCCAGUCCCAAACCUAGAUGGCCAGUGCCGAAUCCCAGGUAGACCAUUCCGAACUCGAGGGGACAGCCCCCCAGCUCCAGCCGGCCGGUCCCGAACACUAGGUGACGGGUCCCGAACCCCAGCCGGCCGGUCCCGAACUCGAGGUGAGGAGCCCCGAACCCCAGCCGGCCGGUCCCGAACUCGAGGUGAGGAACCCCGAACCCCAGCCGGCCGGUCCCGAACUCGAAGUGACGGGCCCCGAACCCCAGCCGGCCGGUCCCGAACACUAGGUGACAGGCCCCGAACCCCAGCCGGCCAGUCCGGAACACUAGGUGACCGGCCCCGAACCCCAGCCGGUCGGUCCCGAACCCCAGCCGGUCGGUCCCGAACUCGAGCGAGGCCCGCGGGGAAGGCGCCGCACCCCUGCGGCGGGAAGCACAGCCGCUCCCUCCUCGCUUCUCGCCCAGGCCGAAGCGACCCGCUGCCGCCGCCCGCCGAUGGACUUCCUGGAAAGCACCGUGCUGAACUCACCUGCUGGCGUCCGGCCGCCGACUCCCGGCAGAGCCCGCAAGGUUUAAAUUGCUCUUCUCUGCGGCCACGCUCCGCUGCGCCUCAGCUUCAGGGAGUUGCCGAACUCUCGCGCCGGCUGCCCCCAAAACCCGACCGCGCUGUCUGUGUUGCUGGUUUCCCCCCCCCUUCCCCGCCCAUGCGCAUGCGUGUUCUUGGGGACAGGCUGCAUGCUGGGAGUUGUAGUUCGAGGGAGAAGGGCGCGGCUCCACAUGGACCUGGCCCUUUACAAUGGGAAGGGUUUUAUAACAGUAUAUAG
Alexandromys fortis (reed vole) is the source of this 981-nucleotide messenger RNA. RefSeq names its product proline-rich protein 2-like. Bases 1 to 981 code for a protein of 326 amino acids. The record is from RefSeq and is a predicted model, not a curated record. The transcript is spliced from 2 exons. NCBI's taxonomy places the organism in Eukaryota, Metazoa, Chordata, Mammalia, Rodentia, Cricetidae.